This is a messenger RNA of Sinocyclocheilus anshuiensis, 2967 nucleotides long. Its product is annotated as importin subunit alpha-3-like. The transcript has 17 exons. Gene Ontology annotation, molecular function: protein binding; nuclear import signal receptor activity. NCBI's taxonomy places the organism in Eukaryota, Metazoa, Chordata, Actinopteri, Cypriniformes, Cyprinidae. Gene Ontology annotation, cellular component: cytoplasm. Gene Ontology annotation, biological process: protein import into nucleus. The record is from RefSeq and is a predicted model, not a curated record. The coding region runs from base 137 to 1714 and encodes 525 amino acids.
GCUCCACCGGCAAUCCCAGCAUGCACCGCGCCUCAUUAGCAUAACACAUUCCGCUAUCUACAAGAGCCGAGCGAACACAUUCAGCUCCGGAGAGCUACAAGCACAUCUAAAUUACUUAUAAUAUCAACACAGAGACAUGAGUGCGAACAUGAGCGACAGCGAGAAACUGGACAAGCAGCGGCUGAAGAACUUCAAGAAUAAAGGGCGCGAUCUGGAGACGAUGAGAAGACAGCGGACGGAAGUGGUGGUUGAACUCAGAAAGAAUAAGAGAGACGAGCACCUGCUGAAGCGGAGGAAUGUGCCACAUGAGGAUAUCUGUGACGAUUCUGACGCAGAUGGAGAUUUCAGAAGUCAAAACACUUCUCUUGAAGCAAUAGUGCAGAAUGCGACCAGUGAUAACCAGGGCAUUCAGCUCAGCGCCGUUCAGGCCGCCAGGAAGCUGCUGUCGAGUGACCGCAACCCUCCCAUAGACGACCUGAUCAAGUCUGGGAUUCUGCCCAUCUUGGUGCACUGUCUGGAUAGAGACGACAACCCUUCUCUGCAGUUUGAGGCGGCCUGGGCCUUGACCAACAUCGCAUCAGGCACUUCUGAGCAGACGCAGGCAGUGGUGCAGUCGAAUGCGGUUCCUCUGUUCCUGCGGCUGCUGCAUUCUCCGCACCAGAACGUGUGUGAGCAGGCGGUUUGGGCUUUAGGGAACAUCAUCGGUGACGGCCCUCAGUGCAGAGAUUACGUCAUCGGUCUGGGAGUGGUUAAGCCGCUCCUGUCCUUCAUCAGCCCCUCCAUACCCAUUACCUUCCUCCGCAACGUCACUUGGGUCAUGGUCAACCUGUGCCGCCACAAGGACCCGCCCCCGCCCAUGGAGACCAUCCAGGAGAUUCUUCCUGCGCUGUGCGUACUCAUCCACCACACUGAUGUCAAUAUCCUGGUGGACACGGUCUGGGCGCUGUCUUAUCUCACUGACGCUGGCAAUGAGCAGAUCCAGAUGGUCAUCGAUUCGGGGAUUGUACCAUACCUCGUCCCCUUACUGAGCCACCAGGAGGUCAAAGUUCAGACGGCAGCUCUGCGAGCGGUGGGGAAUAUUGUGACGGGCACGGACGAACAGACUCAGGUGGUGCUCAACUGUGACGCUCUGGGUCACUUCCCAGCUCUCCUCACACACCCCAAAGAGAAGAUCAACAAGGAGGCUGUGUGGUUCCUGUCCAACAUCACUGCUGGGAACCAGCAGCAGGUUCAGGCCGUCAUUGAUGCCAAUCUAGUGCCCAUGAUUAUUCUGCUGCUGGAUAAGGGAGAUUUUGGCACUCAGAAGGAGGCGGCGUGGGCCAUCAGCAACCUGACCAUCAGCGGCAGAAAGGAUCAGGUGGCGUACCUGAUCCAGCAGCAGGUGGUUCCUCCCUUCUGUAACCUGCUGACUGUCAAAGACGCUCAGGUGGUGCAGGUGGUUCUGGACGGGCUCAGUAAUAUCCUCAAGAUGGCUGAUGACGAAGCCGAGACUAUCGCCAACCUCAUCGAGGAGUGUGGAGGUUUGGAGAAAAUCGAGCAACUGCAGAACCAUGAGAAUGAGGACAUCUACAAACUGGCUUAUGAAAUAAUCGAUCAGUUCUUCUCAUCUGAUGAUAUUGACGAGGACUCCAACUUGGUUCCCGAAGCGAUCCAAGGAGGAACGUACAGCUUCAACUCUUCUACCAACGUGCCAGCAGAAGGGUUCCAGUUCUAGACGCCACGGGGAAAUCUGGAGUUUUGUUUGUGAUGCAGCACUCUGUUCAACAUUAAAAAUAAUUAGAGAGAGAGAGCGCGAGAGAGUGUGAGAAAUAUUAGAUCCGUUGUGCUUGGCUGAUGGGAUCCAGCUGCAUCUAAUCCGAGAGAAAUUGAGUGGAGCUCCUUCUGAAGGAAGCGUCCAGACGGCGUUUGAGACGGCUUUGAGUGGAUGCGAGUGAGAGUGAGUGGCUGACUACUAUGUUUCAAAACACGACCAUCUAAACCGAACGCGUGUCUUUUCAACAAAACCAAACCGAACCAAUGGGAAUAACGAAGAUGUCUCACGUGAAUAAUCUGAGGUAAGAACGCUAAAGGAGAGAACCUCACCACCAACGCCAACAACCAAGAGACGCGAACACACUUCUGAGGUGUGUGUGUGAGUGGCCCCUGAGCUGAGGGCCCGCGUUCAUCUGACGUGCUGGAGAACGAACCCAGCAGGCCAGAGCCCUCUCCCUUCACACCGCAGUCUUUGUGCUGCGUGUGCGCAACUGAAUGGACGUGACGUGUGUGUGUGUGUGUGUGUGUGUGUGUGUGUGUGCUCGACUGACUGAAGAAACGCAGGACUGAAUGCAACGAACGCAGCGAGUCGACAUCGUGUGGAAGGUGACCAAUUCAACGGGAAAUUGUGGAAUAGCCUGGAAGAGGAGGCUAAAUUAAUAAUAAUUAAAAUAAAUCACCUUCAGUGGAACGACUGGACAUCAGUGAUCUAAAGAAGACAAUGUCAUGACUUUAAUUCUCCCUUUUCUUUUAACUGUUAUUUAGUGUUGAUGACACUGGACUGAGCUUUGGGUGUUGCGUCGAGGAGGUCGUUGGGGACGUGCGUUUUGUCCCAGUGUGUGUUUUUUUCCCCUCUCCCUUUUGCUUUUGGUCUCCCCCGUUUCAGCUUUUAUUUUUCAGUGCUGGUGUAAAUACAUGUAAUACACAUUGUGCACUGUUGUACCUUUACUUUGCACAGACCCCGGGCUAUUGUACAUUAACCGCUCUGCUUUCAUGAUGAGUUUCCCCCUUUUCUGUUCUCGGGAAUAAAUCCGAUGGCUUUGAGCCGUGCGCGAUCAUGUGGGGAGGUGUUUUAUGUGCGAGAGGUUUCAGACAUAUCUAUAGCAUGUGCUAAACUGCGGCAUAGUUCAUUUUAGUGGGUUUUAGUUUUGUAAGUGUAAGCUGUUUUUUUUUCUUUAUUUUUUAAAAGUACCUACUGUAAUGUUUGUGACUUUU